AGGGGCGUUUCCGGGCCGCUUUUCCAGAGGUUGUUUGGUAAAUAAGGACGCUCAUGAAGUGUCUGCAUUUGGAAAGGCGCUCGCCUGCGGCGCGCAUUCCCGUGCCCCAGCCCGGGACCAGGUGGCGGGGACCAGGGCUUUGGUUUUCCCCACUGAACAGAGAGAAGGACCCGACCGGUGGAGGCUCCUCCUCCAGGGAUGCUGCAGGGACUGCGUGGUUCCCUGCGCCUCGCCCUGGCGCUGGGCCCCCGGCGGUGGCAGCCCGCGCCGUGCAGUCCGUGCGCCGGGGCUUGGCCGCGCCGCCCGCUUUCGCAUCCAGCCGCGCGCUGCGUGCCGCCGCCGCUCUCCGCAGCUCCGCGCUCCCGGAGGCUCCGCAUGGCCAGCCCGACCCGCGCCGCUGCGGCCCUCGCCCGUCAGGACUGCAAUAACGGAUGCUCCCCAGAAUGUACUGGAGAAGCGGGAUCAAAGGAGGUGGUGGGGUCUUUCAGGGCGAAAGAUCUCAUAAUCACACCGGCCUCCAUUUUAAAGGAAAAACCAGACCCAAGUACUCUGGUUUUUGGAACUGUGUUCACGGAUCACAUGUUGACGGUGGAGUGGUCCUUAGAGUGUGGUUGGGAGAAACCACGUAUCAAGCCUCUUCAGAACCUGUCCUUGCACCCCGGCUCCUCCGCUUUCCACUACGCCGUGGAGUUGUUUGAAGGACUGAAGGCAUUUCGAGGAGUAGAUAAUAAAAUCCGACUGUUUCGGCCAGACCUCAACAUGGAUAGAAUGCAGCGAUCUGCUGUGAGGGCCACUCUGCCGGUAUUUGACAAGGAAGAGCUUUUAGAGUGUAUUAAAGAGCUUGUGAAAUUGGAUCAAGAAUGGGUCCCCUAUUCAACAUCUGCUAGUCUGUAUAUUCGUCCCACGUUCAUCGGAACUGAGCCUUCUCUUGGAGUCAAGAAGCCUACCAAAGCCCUGAUCUUUGUAAUCUUGAGCCCAGUGGGGCCUUAUUUUUCAAGUGGAACCUUUAAGCCAGUGUCCCUCUGGGCCAAUCCGAAGUACGUGAGAGCCUGGAAAGGUGGGACUGGGGACUGCAAGAUGGGAGGGAAUUACGGCUCAUCCCUUUUUGCCCAAUGUGAAGCCGCGGAUCACGGCUGUCAGCAGGUUCUGUGGCUCUACGGAGAAGAUAAUCAGAUAACUGAAGUUGGAACUAUGAAUCUUUUUCUUUACUGGAUAAAUGAAGAUGGAGAAGAAGAACUGGCAACUCCUCCACUAGAUGGCAUCAUUCUUCCAGGAGUGACGAGGCAGAGCAUUCUGGACCUGGCACACAAGUGGGGUGAAUUUAAGGUGUCAGAGAGGUACCUCACUAUGGAUGACUUGACAACAGCCCUGGAGGGGAACCGGGUGAGGGAGAUGUUUGGCUCUGGUACAGCCUGCGUUGUUUGCCCAGUUUCUGAUAUACUGUACAAGGGUGAGACCAUACACAUCCCAACUAUGGAGAAUGGCCCAAAGCUUGCAAGUCGGAUCUUGGACAAAUUGACAGAUAUUCAGUACGGAAGAGAAGAGAGCGACUGGACAAUCAUAGUGUCCUGAAUGGAAAAUACAGGAUAUCAUCUGUGUGCUGUUGAGACAGACUGUUGCAGCUGAAUUACGACAGAUUUCUUUAGUUACCUGUUUUUAGUUGUGCAUAGUGUAGUUUGUAUUGUCGGUGUUACCUGGGUGAUUGUUUCCUCAUGCUAGAGAAGACGAAUUGCAAUCAAGAGCUGUUUUGUAAACUUGGUAGCAGAAACUUACUUUACCUUCUCUUGGAAAGAUGAUCAUGUAAGCCAUAUAGCAUAGACUUUUCCUCAAUAAUCGUAGUGCCUCCCUUAAUACUUUACUCAGAUACACCUGUAUUUGUUUAUUCCUUAACAUAAGUUACAUUUUCCUCAACCAAAUGAGUUUGUGUUUGAAAACUGAUCUGAGUAAAUUUCAUGGGUAACAUUUCCUAUGAUGUAUCUUCAUCUUCAGAAAAUGGUUCGGUUUUUGUUUUUUUGUUGUUGUUGUUCGUUUGUUUGUUUUUUAUAAUUAAGACUUCGAAAAACUG
Messenger RNA from Neogale vison (American mink), 2065 nucleotides. RefSeq names its product branched chain amino acid transaminase 1 (gene BCAT1). NCBI's taxonomy places the organism in Eukaryota, Metazoa, Chordata, Mammalia, Carnivora, Mustelidae. The coding region runs from base 199 to 1572 and encodes 457 amino acids. The record is from RefSeq and is a predicted model, not a curated record. Gene Ontology annotation, molecular function: branched-chain-amino-acid:2-oxoglutarate transaminase activity. The transcript has 11 exons. Gene Ontology annotation, cellular component: mitochondrion. Gene Ontology annotation, biological process: L-leucine biosynthetic process; L-valine biosynthetic process.